This is a messenger RNA of Theileria parva strain Muguga, 2525 nucleotides long. RefSeq lists its product as uncharacterized. Gene Ontology annotation, molecular function: calcium-activated cation channel activity. The transcript is spliced from 13 exons. Lineage: Eukaryota; Apicomplexa; Aconoidasida; Piroplasmida; Theileriidae. Bases 60 to 2525 code for a protein of 821 amino acids. Gene Ontology annotation, cellular component: plasma membrane. The record is from RefSeq and is a predicted model, not a curated record.
GUUUAAAUGUGUUGAUCACAGAACACAUGUAAAAGUUAAUAAAAGUAAUUCUUUAAACAAUGGCCUUCGAUGACUACAGUUAUUUGGCCUUUAUAGCGAUUGUACUAUUCGAUAUAGCAGCUCUCUCUUUUACGUUUUAUAUAUGGUCCAAAUAUCGGCUAUUUAUAAUUACUCUUGUACAUAACGGCUUCUCUAGCCGGAAAAUUCGUCUUAAAAAGAAAUUAACUGAUAAAAACGAGAAAUUCUUUGAUGAAAAGAGUCUAAAUCCUGCUAAAGCAAGUAGUUUGCUCUUAAAAAGAGAUACUUGCCUGGAUCAACUAACAAAUUCUAAAACAUUCUCGUCUGGAAAAUUUGAUGAUAAACCUAAACCUUCAUCAGAAUCAGUGGAUAAUCUAAUUUUUGCAGUUAGGGUCACCAAUGAAUCUAUUGGGACUGAUGAAAUUCCAGGAGCUAAAAGACUGGCAAAAGGCUUGUACAAAUAUAAAACUGACAAAUCCUGGUGGAGUUAUUUGCUAUAUGAUUGCUCUAAGAGAAUAAACAAUAAUGAAGCAAAGUUAUACUUAAAGUUUAUGGGACAGAACUGUAGACUACUAUUGAUAUGUUUUUUAUUUUCGGUUUGCAUAAACAUUUUAAUUUUCAUCAUCUUCUUGUUUCAGAAGGAACCUUACAGAUUUUUAAAUUAUACAUUUCAGGAUAUGUUAAAUUCUAGAACAACGACCUGGGCACUGUACAUUUCAACCUGGGUCUACUCAUUUAGUAACAAACAAUUAAGCGCAAUUUUGAGACCUCAACUCCAUACUUUGAUGAUAUAUGGAUUCGAGAAGACAGUAACUGACCCUGCUGUUAUAUAUAACCACUUCGACAACUACUUCCCUGGUCAAGUAAUUUCAGCCCAUAUUGUCAUGAAUUAUAGCAGAAGGCUAAUGCUGGAAAACAAGUUGGAAAAUGCAAAAUUACAACUGGCAGGAUUAUAUGAUUCUAUUUCAAUUACUCCGGGAUUUGAAUUGAUUCAAAAAUCCUCAGAAUCAAAACAACAUACUGUAGACGAUACUCUGAUUAAUCCAGAACCUAAGUCCCGACUCACAAGAUUUUACAGCUCAACCUCAUUUCAAAGAGAUUUAUCGAGGUCUGAUAGUUUCAAAAUUAGGUCAUUUUCCUGCCAUAACCUUCACUACUGCCCCAAGAAGGAAAAAUCGGAACAUAGGAGGGCAGAUACCUUUGAUAAAGAUAUCUAUGACCAGUACGGAAGGAGGAAGAGCAGAUUUAUUAAGAGAAUUAUGACGAUUAAAAAUCUUAGAAAAGAAAUAGAUGAAGAAAAGAGAAAGGUUCAAACGACAUCAUCUAGAAUCUGUUUUGUAUCUUUUGCAGACUCAAACCUGGUUAUGCACAUUCUGAGAGAUAAGAAGAUUCUAGAAUCGAUGUUUAAUUGGCUCAUAUCACCGGCACCUCACCCAAAGGAUAUUAUAUGGCUAAACCUCAGCAGAUCAAGUAACGAGAUUUUAUUGAGAGGAUUCUUGAUCAACUUCGUGGUUAUACUUUUCUACGUACUUGUGACAUACUUUCUUGCCAAAAUGAACAUAAUUAGGAGAUAUAACGGACCUAAGAAUAAUGAAGGAGUAGCACAACUCAUCAAGUCGUCGUUUUGGCAUGGUAUCAUUCAGUCAAUGGUCACGUUGUUUAUUAACUCAGCUGUUCAUCCAAAUCUUAUAUUUUUCCUCACCAAGAAUAUUGGGAUAUGGACCCAUACUCGUUUUCAAAAGUACCUUCUGUUCGAACACAUAAUAUACUUGUUCACAAGCACCAUCUUUGUACCACUGGUCGCCUCUAUGAUAGCAAUUUGGAGAGUUUUUGAUGGGAACGUAGACCUCCUAUCGCUGGAGUUGGGGAGAAUACUGAUUAAUACAUCGUGGAAGUACGUCACGACUUACAUAGUCAAUGCCAGUCUGUUGGUUCCUUGUAACCAAUUACUUCAAGUUUCGCCACUGGCAUUCAGAUAUUUCAAUCAAACAGUAUUUAACACGGAUGAUGGAAUACCAUUCUUUGAUUUGGGAUAUUGGUAUGCUUACCAUCUAUCUGUUUUCACGUUGGCUCUUUCAUUCGGGUUAUUUAUUCCAUACCUUCUCCCACUAGCUGCACUAUAUUUUGCAGCCAGAUUCUACGUCGACAGACAUAAUAUCGCAUACAAUUUGUGGCAGUUUCCGUUUGACACAUCAGGAAAUAUAUCGAAAACAGCAAUAAAAUCAAUGCUUCUUUGUGUUUCUAUUAUGCAGUUUAUGAUGUCAGGGGUUUUCACUCAGAGUAAAAAGUUACCUCCAUUCUUAAAUACAAUUUUGUAUAUAGCUCCCGUUACCACUUGGCUACUCAUGUAUGGUUCAUAUACUGACACAGUUAUACAAUCUAUAAACUCUUUUUACCAGAUCAACUUGAAACCUCUGAGCCAAAAGAUGAUCCAAAUCAUUCAAGUUUGCUAUAUGCAUCCUUGUGACAUUCGGGACUUAAUUGAGUUCAACGACUGUAAAAAAUAA